Molecule: messenger RNA, 2220 nt
Organism: Chiroxiphia lanceolata (lance-tailed manakin)
Lineage: Eukaryota; Metazoa; Chordata; Aves; Passeriformes; Pipridae
Gene: FAM171A2
Product: family with sequence similarity 171 member A2
Source: RefSeq, a predicted model, not a curated record
AUGGCGGGGCGGCGGGCGCGGGGCGCGGCGGAGCCGGGAGCGCACGAGGUGCUGCUGCGGGUGCAGGUGUACGAGAGCGGGACGCUGGCCCCGCUGGCCCAGGCCGUGCUGGACGUGUUCGGCGCCCGCAGCGCGCUGGCGGCCGGGACCACCGACCACACGGGCACGGGGGUCCUGCCCGUGCCCUACCGCCUGGGCUCCUGGCUGCUCGUCACCGCCGCCCGCCGCGGAUACGUCACCGCCUCCGCGCCCUGGCGCGUCACCAAACUGCCACUCUACGCCUCCAUCAGCCUGUACCUGCUCCCGGAGCGCCCUGCCACCCUCAUCCUCUACGAGGACCUGGUCCAGAUCCCUGGAUCCCCAGGUGGCCGUGGGCAGCCGUGGGCGCAGUUCCCUCGGCGGGCAGCCCGCCUGCCCCGCAGCUCCACCUACAGCCAGCUCGCCGCGUCCCUCACCACCGCCUCCGGCCCCAGCCUGGCCCGCGCCUUCCCCGCCUUCCUCGGCGCCGAGCAGGACGGCAUCGCCAAUGGCACGUGGCUGGAGCUGGCGCCGGUGGCGGCUCUCAGCGUGCACCUCUUCACCGGGAACGGCACCGAGGUGCCGCUGGCCGGCCCCGUCCAUCUGUCCGUCCCCUUGGCCCCCGAGGCCGCGGCCGUGGUGGCCACCAGUGUCCCGGCCUGGAGGUUUGACCCCAAGAGUGGGCUGUGGGUCCGCAACGGGACGGGGCUGAUCCGCAAGGAAGGCCGGCAGCUGUACUGGACAUUCGUCUCCUCCCAGUUGGGAUACUGGGCAGCGGCUCUGCCCUCCCCCGGCACAGGGCUGGUGGCGAUGGCAGCGGGUGUGACGGACAUCACCACCUACCACACCAUCUUCCUGCUCACCAUCCUGGGUGCCCUGGCCCUCCUCGUCCUCAUCCUCCUCUGCCUCCUCAUCUACUACUGCAGGCGGCGGUGCCUGAAGCCCCGUGCUCAGCACCGCAAGCUGCCGCUGCGGGGGCCGCUGGACGGGGCGCGCCGGGACCAGGCGACAUCCGUGUCCCAGCUGGACCUUCUGUGCGGGGGCAGCCACCUGGAGACCGCCUCCUCGGGGGGGGACACCGACCUGCCCACCCCCAGCCUGCCCCCCUCGACCCGCGAGCUGACCCCGGCCCGCCCGGACUUCUUCCAGCCGCCGGCCCCCGCCCCGCUCCGCGCCGGCCCCCGGGGGACCCCCGCGGCCACCCUGGCCCCCCGCCGCCGCCAGCCCCCCGCCACGGAGGACUAUGGGCGCCCCGGAUGCCUUCGCCUCAGGGCCGCCCGCUCGGUGGACGGGCUGCAGCCCCCCGAGGAGCAGCACCCCCGGGGCACCCCCGCCUUCCCCCCGCGGCCCCCCUCGCCCUCGGGGUUCUCCCGCUACGGGGGGCAGCCCACCGAGCACCCGCUGCCUGAGCCCCCCCCCCGCCCGCCCUCCCUGGCGCCCCCCGGCCCCCUCCUCCUCUGCGGGCCCCUGGACCGGGGCGGGGGUCCCGAGGAUGUUUACCGGGGGGUGAUGCCCACCCUGCUCAUCCCCGCCCGGUACAUGCGCCUGGCGCCCGGCGAGCCGGAGGGACCCCCCGAAUCCGGGGGGGGUCCAGCUCCUCGGCAGCCACGGCCGCCCCCCCGGCCCCCGUCCUCCGGGCAGCCCUUUGAGGAAGGGGAAAACUGGGGAGGUGCCCGCGCCCCCCAACCGGUGAGCGGCUCGGUGGCCAUCCCGGUGCUGCUGGACGGGUCGGCGGUGGCCCAGCUCAACGGGGAGCUGCAGGCGCUGGCGGGGCAACAGCUCCUGGAACUGGGGGGUCCCCCCCCUCCCCGAGCCUGGUUCGUGUCCCUGGACGGGCGUUCCUCCCAGGUCCGGCAUUCCUACAUCGACCUGCAGGGCAGCGAGAGGGGGCCCGGCCCCGCGCCCCCCGCCCGCCUCCCCCGGGCCGCCGCAGGCGGGGGGGAGGACGGGGGGCCCCGGCCCCCCCUGCCCGCCCCCUCCCCCGAGGACAGCUCGCUGGCCCCCUUGCUGGAAGCGGGGAGCGGGGGGCGGCGGGGGGGGGGCAGUGGGCGCAGCAGCGCCAGCGAAGCCCCCCGAGACUCCCUGACCAGCCCCGAGGAGGAGGCGCUGACGGAGGUCGGCGAUGGGGGGGAGGGCGGCGACCGCAAGAGCCCCUGGCAGAAGCGGGAGGAGCGACCUCUGAUGGUCUUCAACGUCAAGUGA